CCCUGCGCGGAUACCGUAAUUUUAGCUGCUGCUAGUACUCAUAGUACGAAUGUUCUUUUUAUAUAGUUUUGUCCAGAAUAAUUACAUGUUUGAUAUAUAUGCAUAUAUACAUGUUAGUCAAGAUGAGAAUGCGAUCACUACUGAUUUGUCUUUUUAAAGUAUAAAACCAGAUUUUUUGCCGAUUUAAUAGUGACAAUUAGCAUGAGUGCUACUAAGUCACCAAAGCUACAAACAUAAAUGUGGGAAUGUUAGUGUUAAUACGUCGUGUUCGAACUUUACAAGGUGACAUUGCACAAGUUUGAACACAUUAGGCUGCACUAUGGGGAAGAGAUACUACUGUGACUAUUGUGACCGGUCCUUUCAGGACAACAUGCACAACAGGAAGAAACAUUUGAAUGGUGUUCAGCAUCACAGAGCUAAAAAGGCCUGGUAUGACAAUUUUAGAGACACUGCAGCCAUUCUGCAUGAUGAGCAAACCAAGAAACCCUGCAGAAAAUUUCUCCAGAAAGGGAUUUGUGAUUUUGGUCCAAACUGCAGAUAUUCUCACAUGUCUGAAGAAGAUUUGUGCAACUUACAGAGACAGGUGGAAGAUGAAAGACACCACAGAGAGGACUCAGAGGACAGUAAGAAGCCUCAGCGAAAUAUAGAUGAAUGGCUUUCCAGAAGGGAGAAGAAGCUGGCGGCCCUAAUUAGCAAGGGAGAUCCAAAAAUUAGAGAGGACAGUGAAGAUGAGCAAACAGAAAGUGAGAUCCCUCAACAGCUCCUGGCUUUCCCUGACCUUCCACCAUCACUUUUGCCUCCUCCUCCAGGUGGAUGGAAAGUCAGAGUGACAACUGAGUGGGGUUGAGAUAUUCCCAUUGUGCUCCAAAUUACUGUCAAGCAAACUGACAAUGUGACAUUAAUAGAAAGUAGGAAUGUUACAGAAUGAGGCUCUUAAGACAUAGUGUCACCUUUGUACUUGAAGCCUUCAAAUGGUGAUCUCUGUUGAUUUUUCGAAGAUCAUUAAUGCUACUUCUUAUUUUGAAUGGAAGACAUUAUUUUGCAAACCAAUAAGCAUAUUUUGUACAACAGUGUUUCUUUUUUACAUUUUGCUAAAGAUGCUAAGUUAAGUUGGCUCCCAAAAGGACACAGGUACAGAGUAUGACUGAGCAAAGGAACUCAACUCAUUUACUGGAAAAUGGGAACUAACUAAUGUUCACUAAUGCUUUUCUGUCGGACUUCAAGAUGUGUGUUUCUCAUUUUCUUUACUCAAACAAAAUGAGAAUAUCGUGUUUUCUUUCUUAGUUUUACAUUGAUAAACAGAAAACAAACA
This is a messenger RNA of Betta splendens (Siamese fighting fish), 1312 nucleotides long. RefSeq names its product zinc finger, matrin-type 5 (gene zmat5). NCBI's taxonomy places the organism in Eukaryota, Metazoa, Chordata, Actinopteri, Anabantiformes, Osphronemidae. The coding region runs from base 320 to 847 and encodes 175 amino acids. The transcript is spliced from 6 exons. Gene Ontology annotation, cellular component: U12-type spliceosomal complex. The record is from RefSeq and is a predicted model, not a curated record. Gene Ontology annotation, molecular function: zinc ion binding.